AUGGUGCCGGCAAAAUGUGGUUGGGUGGUGAUUGUUAUGGCUGGGUACUGGACGUGCGAGGUAGUCCCCCUGGCUGUCACAGCACUCCUCCCGGUUCUUCUCUUCCCUCUACUCGGUCUUCAAGAUUCAGAUGAUGUAUGCCGUAACUACCUCAAGGAUACCAACUUCUUGUGUAUGGGAGGAUUAAUGGUGGCUGUUGCUAUACAACAUUGGAAUCUACAUCGGCGUAUUGCACUGAGAGUGUUGCUACUGUGUGGUGCUCAACCAAAAAGGUUGAUGCUUGGUUUUAUGUCAGUCACUGCCUUCUUGUCCAUGUGGAUCAGCAAUACCGCCACCACCGCCAUGAUGGUGCCAAUCGUGAAUUCAGUACUUGCCCAAAUCGUUGGGAAAGAAGAAUCGGUGAGUUUAUGCUCAGGUAAAGAGUCGGAGGGCAAUGAACAGCCAGACGAAAACGGUUUGCUGGAUUCAAGAUACGACAACAUACAGAUGACAGAUGACAAGGAACAUCAAGAGGAACACAACACAACCACGACGAAGCUUAAAAGCACAUCCCGCUUGGAUGAGGAUGUGAAAAUAAGUAAACUAGAACUCGUGAAGAACGAAGCUGCAAUCGAUGCCGAAUUUGUCAAACCCUCAACGGAGCAAGACAAAGCAGAUAAUAUCGACAUGUCUUCCUUAUCAACAGCAGAGAGCAAUUUGUGUAAAGGCAUGAUGCUGUGUGUUGCGUGCUCAGCAUCGUUUGGUGGUACGGCCACACUCACGGGGACGGGUACUAACCUCGUACUCAGCGAAGUGGUGGGCGAUUUGUACGGAGAGGAGGCUGGUAUUAAUUUUGCUUCGUGGUUGGUCUUCGCACUGCCGGCAAUGAUUCUAUGCGUUCUGAUUGGAUGGCUAUGGUUGCAAUUCUUCUUCAUCGACAGAAGGAUACUCGGAUGUUGUCGUGAUUGCAGCUCGUGUUUCUCAUGCAAAGACGGACAAAAAAAGAAAGGGCAGAAAAUCAAGGCUGUCAUUCGGGCACAGUACGACGCUCUUGGUCCAAUUUCGUGGGCGGAGUCAUGGGUAUUGGUACACUUCGUAGCCCUAGCGCUUCUCUGGCUGACAAAAGAACUGUCAUUCAUCCCUGAUGCAAUGGGGUGGGCGGGGCUGUUCCCAGUUACAGAAUAUGUAACCGACGCCACUGCAGUUGUCUUCAUAUGCUUUCUGUUAUUUAUUUUCCCUUCAAAGCCACCAAAUGUGUUGUGCUUCCGAGAUGGCACGCCGGUUGGUCCACGGGUUCCGUUAUUAUCCUGGUCUAUGGUUCAGAAGAAGCUACCGUGGAAUGUGGUAUUUCUCUUGGGUGGGGGAUUCGCUCUCGCCGAUGGAUGCAAAGAAUCCGGUCUCUCCCAGUGGCUCGCAGACCAGUUUAGAGUCUUCCAGGGCGUUCCCGCACCCGUCCUCAUCCUAAUCAUCACAAUCGUCAUCUGUAUUUUUACAGAGUUCACCAGCAACGUCGCCACGGCAACCAUUUUCCUACCCGUUCUUUCCGCGUUGGCUGAGAGUAUUUGCAUCAACCCAUUGUACAUUAUGAUUCCUGCUGCAUUGUCCUGCUCUUAUGCCUUUAUGCUACCGGUCGCAACCCCGCCUAAUGCAAUCGUAUUCUCCUAUGGUACAGUCACUGUACUUGAUAUGGCAAAAUCAGGUGCAAUGAUGAACUUCAUAGGCAUCGUCAUGGUUAACGUGUUGAUAAACACGCUAGCCAUUCCUAUGUUUGACGUGUAUAACUACCCUUCGUGGGCGAACAACUCAACGUGCCAAGCAUAGAGCUGGGGAAACAACUCAACGUGCCAAGCAUAGAGCCCUGAGGGAACGAAUCAUGGCGAACAUAAAUCCUUGGGGCACACAGGUCUUAGAUUGUCUGAUAUAAGAUUGGAGAAAAAAAAACAAUUAAUAACUUGUUCAUUUUCAAGCUAAUUAUAAAGCAUCGAACAAGAGUGACGGGACAGUUUUU
Molecule: messenger RNA, 1987 nt
Organism: Asterias rubens (European starfish)
Lineage: Eukaryota; Metazoa; Echinodermata; Asteroidea; Forcipulatida; Asteriidae
Product: solute carrier family 13 member 5-like
Exons: 13
Coding region: 1-1800 (599 amino acids)
Biological process (GO): monoatomic anion transmembrane transport
Cellular component (GO): membrane
Molecular function (GO): transmembrane transporter activity
Source: RefSeq, a predicted model, not a curated record